AAAAAAAAAAAGAAAAGAAAAAAAAAAUUGUAGUUUUGUGUGGUGAACGUCGUUUUCGUUUUAUCAACAACAAUUUAACCCAAAUUAGUCAAAGGGGUCCCUUACAAAAUAAUCCACACGUUCAUACGUUAGAACUAGUGUAACAUCACUAGAUCAAUAGUUGCCGGUUAUAAUAGGUUAUAGGAGUGGUGAAAACUCUUUUACAUCUAUCAACCCUUCAUUUUUCCAGUUUAGUGGUCUUAUUUAGCAGCUGUUUCAGUCUCCUUGUUUAAUUAGUUGUGAAUUAAGAUAGCACCACAACGCCUUUAAAUUUAAGAAGAUCCCAAUCAACACUGUUUAUACACAUUACUAUCUGGUGAAUAUCAAUCAAGAUCAAGAAUAUAGUUUUGAUCAUUUAAGUUCAAUACAUUUUUAGGCUAUCGAUUUCUACGGGUAAUAUAGUAUAUUCCCCUCAAGAGGUAUUAUCAUAUAACUAUAGUAAACAGUUGAAAUCAUGUCAAACAAUCAACCACAUCAGUUCCCUAUAAGAGAGGAAGAAGCAAAGUUUGAUUAUAAGUUGUUUAAUCCAAACGGGAAGUUAUCUGAUUCAUGGUUACAAAAUCAGUAUCAGCGUCUAUCUAUAGAGUCUAACGACCCCCCAAACUCAAGAGAAAAUAGAAAGCGGAUAAGGGCUCCACAAGACUUAUCUCCCACUAAUGACGUAUACGAUAAAGAAAGUACUGAUUCUGGUGAUGAAAUGUUAAUAUCAGAUAAUGACUGUAAUAGUCAAGUGUCAGCUCAAAGUGGAUUUCUUUCAACUACGAUUUCAGCCGCUUCAAGGGAAAAUAGCUUGGCUCAUCCUCCAAAAAGAAGACUAACAGCUUCAACUAUUGGGGAAAUAGUUAACUCUAACCCUUUCCAUAAUCAUCCAGAUCAAACUACCUUAGUGAAUAUUCCCCGCGAAAUGAUACGUCAACCAUCCGAUCAUGCUUUGACUGGUCAGUUACCUCGUACACCUAAUGUAAUGAAUUCUCCUAGUCAUACCCCAGUAUCUGAUUUUGAACCAGAAGAAGAAGAAGAGCAACCUCAACAGUUACCUUUACCAUCCCCAAGUGCAUCCCCAGUUCAAUCCAGUGAAACUAAACUUCCUACCUCUUAUGAUACCAUAGAGAAUCAUCUCUUACAAUUACCAACUAAUCAAGGUGAUCUUAUCAAUACUAUCGUCAAAUUAUCUGGUUAUUUAGUGGAUAGAAAUCAGAAUCAUUUAGUAUAUCGAUUAUUACAAAAUAUUAAUAGAUCAUCAUUAAGUUCAUUUGAUGGUCUUAUCUAUAAAUCUUUGAAAAGAGAUUUGAUAAGUAAUUUCCCUGUGGAACUAACUUUAAAUAUUUUAUCAAAUUUGGAUCAUAAAACCUUAUUAUCAAUGUCAAGAGUUUGUAAAAGUUGGUCUCAAAUUAUUAAUAAUAGUUCCAUAUGGAUAGAUUUACUUAAAAGAGAUAAAUUUAUAACUGAUGAUAAAAUAAUUCAUGAAGAGUUGGCUAACUCUGAACAAUUAACGAAAGAAUGGGGUAGUAGAACCAGUGGUGUUGACAUAAAUGCUGCACAAAUAUUAUAUAAAAAGAGAUAUAUAAUAUUGCAAAGAUGGAUGGAUCCAACUUAUCCUCCAAAAAGAAUCAGUAUUCCGGUUGCUGGUCAAGGUAGUAAAGUUGUAACUUGUUUACAACAUGAUGAUGAUAAGAUUAUUACUGGUGUUGAUGAUAAAUUUAUCAGCAUUUAUAGUACAAAGACUGGUGAGUUAAUACGAGUUUUAGAAGGUCAUGAAGGUGGAGUCUGGGCAUUAAAGUAUACUGGUAAUACUUUGGUAACUGGUUCCACUGAUAGAACAGUCAGAAUUUGGAAUAUUAAAACUGGUAAAUGUACUCAUGUAUUCAGGGGUCAUACUUCAACUAUUAGAUGUUUAGAUAUCAUUCAUCCAACUGUUAUCGGAAAAGAUGUGAAUGGUGAUGAUAUAAUUUUCCCAGAAUUUCCUUUAUUAGUAACUGGAUCAAGAGAUCACAAUAUCAAUGUUUGGAAAUUACCUAUUGCUAGUGAAGAUGAUGAAGACACUGACGAUACUAAUGAAGAAGGAAGAAUAUUUGAUAGUAAUGAACUUGAUAAUCCAUAUUUGAUUGCAGUUUUAUCUGGUCAUACCGAUUCUGUUCGUACUGUUUCAGGAUUUGGAAAUAUUAUAAUUUCUGGUUCUUAUGACUCUACAGUUAGAGUUUGGGAUUUAAUGAAAAAGGGUGAAUGUAAACAUACUUUAAUAGGUCACCUGAGUAGAGUUUAUUCCAUUGCUAUGGUGUUUGAUACCAAAACCUGUUUUUCAAGUUCAGUUGAUUCAAAUAUUAAUGUUUGGAAUUUUGAGACUGGGAAAUUAUUGAAAACAUUAGAAGGACAUUCAUCAUUAGUAGGAUUAUUGAACCUUAAAGAUGGAAUAUUGGUGUCUGCCGCUGCAGAUACCACAUUAAGAAUUUGGGAUCCUGUCACUGGAGAAACAUUAAAUAAAUUAAAAGGACACACUACUGCCAUAACUUGUUUUGAACAUGAUGGAUUUAGAGUUGUUAGUGGAAGUGAUAGAAUGUUGAAAUUAUGGAAUGUCAAAGAUGGUAAAUGUACACGACAAUUAUUAAAUGAUACUACAGUUAAUAUUUGGCAAGUUAGAAUUGAUUAUAAGAGAUGUGUUGCUGCUGUACAAAGAUUUGCUGAAGAUGAUGAGAAUGACAUUUUUAUUGAAAUUUUAGAUUUCAGUGAACCAUUUCACAAAGAUAAUUAAUGAUUAAUUCCUUUAACUUUCAUCAUAUUUUAAUGUUAUGUUAUGAUUACAUUUAUUGGUUGCUUAUCUUUAUGUUUAACCAUAAAGUAAAUUUCUUACGAUUAUAUAUUUUCUUUUCAAAUAAUUUUUUAUUAAUAUUAAUACAAAUAUUUUAU
Molecule: messenger RNA, 2943 nt
Organism: Scheffersomyces coipomensis
Lineage: Eukaryota; Fungi; Ascomycota; Pichiomycetes; Serinales; Debaryomycetaceae
Gene: CDC4
Product: SCF ubiquitin ligase complex subunit
Exons: 1
Coding region: 494-2788 (764 amino acids)
Molecular function (GO): protein binding
Source: RefSeq, a predicted model, not a curated record